UUCCAGUCUGCGAGACUUCAGUCUCCACUUUUCCCACCUCUCAAAUUCAGCUCCUCCCAGAGGUCCAGGGGAAGCUGCAUCUUUGGGGAGAUGCCAGUGGCUUCAGGGUCCCACCACGCAGCCUUGGGUCCCAGUCGGAGCCACCCUGAGUGACAGCGGCUGGCCUCCAAGUCAGCGAAGCUGGGGCCGCUGCCAUGCUCAAGGCUGCCUGGCUUCUGAAGCCUGUGGUGCCGCAGGGGAAGUAGGCUCCCGCCGUUGGCCCUUUGGUCCUCUGUGACGCGGGCAGCUCCAGUGGGCCGUUGGGGGGCUCAAUGGCCUUUUCUGAACUACUGGACCAAGUGGGCAGCCUAGGCCGGUUCCAGGUUCUGCAGACAGUGGCCUUGGUGGUCCCCAUCAUGUGGCUUACCACGCACAACAUGCUGGACAACUUCUCGGCCGCCGUGCCCAGCCACCGCUGCUGGGUGCCCCUCCUGGACAACAGCACCGCCCAGACUGCUGUUUCCAACCGCCUGUGUGACAUCUCCAUGAUUGGUGUCACAGCACCAAAAUGUAACAUCUUUUUACACAGCUCCUCCCCAAGGCACCCCCCAGCCUUCACAGCAGCAACCACCCACCAGCCUCAGAGGACCUCAGGGCCCUGGUGGGUGUGGAGCAGGCGCCUCACCCUGCUGCUGCUCUUGGGAAAGCGGGAAAGCGUGCCUGGCGGGGGAACUUGCAUGAGCAAAGGUCGGGGUGGGGGGGCAGGAGCCAGGGUGGAGAGGCGGGCACUACAGGGGUUCGUCAGCUGGGCUGACAGUGCAGGAGGCCUGGCCUUGAUGUGGAGGGCCAUGGGAGCCAGGUGGCUGGCAGAGUCAGCACGAUGGCUUCUCGUCACGGGCAGGCUGGAGCAGGGCCUGCGGGAGCUGCAGAGAGUGGCUGCCAUCAACGGGAAGAGGGCAGCGAAGAACACACUGACCAUGGAGGUCUUGCUCUCGGCCAUGAAAGAGGAGCUGAGUGUGAGGCAGGCGCCCGCCAGCCUGAGCACCCUGCUUUGCACACCUGGACUGGGCCUCCGGACCUGUGUCUCCAUUCUGUGCUGGUUUGCCUUUGGCUUCGCCUUCUACGGCCUGGCCCUGGACCUGCAGUCCCUGGCCAGCAACAUCUUCCUGCUCCAGGUCCUCUUUGGGGCCUUUGACAUUCCAGCCAAGAUAGGCACACUGCUGCUGCUAAGGCACCUGGGCCGCAGGCCCAUGCAGGUCGCAUCGCUGGUGCUGGCUGGGCUCUGCAUCCUGGCCAUCACGCUGGUGCCCCGCGAGAUGGGGACCUUGCGCUCAGCCCUGGCCGUGCUGGGGCUCUGCGGGGUGGGGGCCGCCUUCAUCUGCAUCACCAUCUACACUGGCGAGCUGUUCCCCACCGUGCUCAGGAUGACCGCCGUGGGGCUGGGCCAGAUGUUGGCCCGAGUGGGAGGCAUCCUGGGGCCUCUGGUCCGGCUGCUGGGAGUACACAGCCCCUCACUGCCCCUGCUGGUGUACGGGGCCGUGCCAGUGCUGAGCGGCCUGGCUGCACUGCUGCUUCCCGAGACCCAGAACCUGCCGCUGCCGGAAACCAUCCAAGAUGUGCAGAACCAGGCAGUAAAGAAGGCAACACACAGUACCCAGGGGCGCUCUGUCCUGAAAUCCACGCAGUUUUAAGCCUCCUGAGAGCCUGAGAUGGGACUGUGGGAGGAGCCUCCCGUCCCCUGCAGACGGCAGGCCAGCAGACCUCAAUUUCCAGAGGGCCCGGGGGUUGCCCCUCCAGCCGCGCCCGGCCUCUCACUGUCUGAAGAGCCACCUUCAACACAGAAGGGGCAAAAGAUGGUGUGAUUGGCAGGAGGCUGCCCACCGUGCCAUCAUCUGACCCUCCCUCAUGGCUGCAAAGAGGAUCAGGAACGAGGCCUGGGGGAGAAGCCAGCCUGUCGACCCCGAGCCCCCCUCCUCAGCUCACUGCCCCCAGGCUCAGGCUGACGGUCACCCAUGGUCAAAACCUCUCCAGCCUCUCACUCCAGCCAGAGGGCUCUGCACAAGUGAUGGAGUCUCUGCUCCUCAGCUUCCCCAGAAAGGUGGCCCUGGGCCCACCCCACUCCUCUCCACACUCCAGCCACGCGCCUGUCCUGCCGGCCAUGCCUUCUGCCUGGAAUCCCCCCGCCACCUUCUCUACCUGACAAACUCCCACUCAGCCUCCCCCGGCCAAUGUCCUCAUUCCAAGGACCCAGGGCCCAACCCAAGGUUCUACUGAAACCCUAACCCGUAGCCUCAGCCGUAUACCUGUCUCCCACCCCCACCAGCCUGUGAGUUCCCAGAGGGUUGGGGUGUCCACAGCUCCCACACAGCCAGGUGGAGGGGCAUCAGUGGGAGACGAGAGAGUGAAUAAAGGAACAAAUGACUGCCCCUCA
Messenger RNA from Hipposideros armiger (great roundleaf bat), 2410 nucleotides. Its product is annotated as solute carrier family 22 member 12-like. NCBI's taxonomy places the organism in Eukaryota, Metazoa, Chordata, Mammalia, Chiroptera, Hipposideridae. Gene Ontology annotation, molecular function: transmembrane transporter activity. The record is from RefSeq and is a predicted model, not a curated record. Bases 312 to 1670 code for a protein of 452 amino acids. Gene Ontology annotation, biological process: transmembrane transport. The transcript is spliced from 9 exons.